GCGGCGGCGGGGGGGGCCGGGGCUCCGCGCACCGGCCCGUGGUGAUCGUGCACGGGCUCUUCGAUGGCCCCGGGGACUUCCGGGCCCUGCGGGGAUUCAUCGCGGAGAGCCACCCUGGCACCGAGGUCACCGUCCUGGACCUCUUUGACCGGGGGGCGUCGCUGCGGCCGCUAUGGGUCCAGGUCGAGGGCUUCCGGAGGGCGCUGGAGCCCAUCAUGGCCAACGCGGCCGAUGGGGUGCACCUGGUGGGGUACAGCCAGGGGGGCCUCAUCUGCCGGGCGCUCUUGGCCACGACCCCCAACCACAACGUGCACAGCUUCAUCUCGCUGGCGGCCCCACAGAUGGGGCAGUAUGGGGACACCGACUACCUCAAGUGGCUCUUCCCCCGGCACAUGAAGUCCAACCUGUACCGGCUGUGCUACACCCCCCUGGGCCAGGGCGUCUCCAUCUGCAACUACUGGAACGACCCCCACCACCGGGACCUUUACCUGAACAGCAGCAACUUCCUCGCCCUGCUCAACGAUGAGAGAUUGCAUCCCAAUGCAUCCGCCUGGAAGCGGAACCUGCUGCGUAUCCGGAGCCUGGUGCUGAUCGGGGGCCCCGACGACGGCGUCAUCACCCCCUGGCAGUCGAGCUUCUUUGGCUUCUACGAUGCCAACGAGACCGUGCGGGAGAUGCAGGCGCAAGAGGUUUACUCCCAGGACUCCUUUGGGCUCCGCUCAUUGGCCGCCCGGGGGGCACUUGGGGGGUGCUCGGUGCCGGGGGUCCCGCACACGGCCUGGCACCAACUGCGCCCCAUCUACGAGCGCUGCAUCCGGCCCUGGCUCACCUGAGCUGG
Molecule: messenger RNA, 838 nt
Organism: Pezoporus occidentalis (night parrot)
Lineage: Eukaryota; Metazoa; Chordata; Aves; Psittaciformes; Psittacidae
Gene: PPT2
Product: palmitoyl-protein thioesterase 2
Exons: 8
Cellular component (GO): lysosome
Molecular function (GO): palmitoyl hydrolase activity; thiolester hydrolase activity
Source: RefSeq, a predicted model, not a curated record